GGAGGGGUUAUCAAAAGCCAUGGGGGACGCCGCUAGUCAGUUGCGUUAGGAAGGCCAACCCGCAUGGAUAGCCGAGCCAAGACCUACCGCCAUCCAGCCCCAUACACACAUUCAUGGACCUCCGUACUACUAGUAACCAGGAACGUGUGAACGGAAGGAGGAACCACGAAGAAUAAGUGAACGUAUCUUCCACCUCUUGAGACUUUCCUGGACUAGAAGAGAACGCCCUUACGUUCUUACAAUCACAAGAACGGUAAAGGACAGAGUGAAUGGGUAUAUGAACUCUCCAAUAAACGCCUGAACGAAAAUUGAACGUCCCGGAACUCCUAAAACUGCCAGGGAGGAAAAGAACGGACCUUCGACUUUCUAGAAACAAGUGAACGGGAGGAGAGAACGGCCUUUCCUAGAAGAACGUAGAGCCUUGCAAGCCGUUCCACAGUAGAGACUCCUUCACCAGCAUUAUCCAGAAGAGAAGGAUAACGGAGAAGAUGAGGUUAAUAGUCAUAAUCCUCCAAGUGGCCUGGAUAGGACUCACAGAAUGCAGGAGAAACCCGGAAUCAGAGAAGCAGUUGAGAAAAUCUGUCCUACAAGACUACGAUAAGCUCUCCUUCCCUCCUUCAGGCAACACCUCCAUAAAGAUCUUCAUUCAUGGCAUCUCUAUCCACAACCUCCAGAUGCACGAAGACACGCACUCACUGGAGGUCCAGAGCUUAUUGAGUUAUGGCUGGACGGACCUUCGCCUCAGGUGGGACUUGUCGGAACAUAUGGACUUGGACCGACUAGGUAUGGAGCCUGACCAGAUCUGGAAGCCUGACCUAGCUGUAUAUAACACAGUCAACGAGGAUUUCCGUCUACAUAAGUCCCAGCUGCCUCUCUUGGUGUACCCAGACGGCAGUGUUAUGUUCGAGCCACCAGUACACCUACACUUCACCUGCGUCAUGGACCUGACCUAUUGGCCUCACGACACACACAACUGUUCCGUAAUGAUCGGCUCCUGGGUACACAAUGGCUUUAUGAUGGAUAUGGAGGUGACAUCUGAUACUCCCAAGUUCAACAUUGAGUCACACACUAUGGAUCCUUCGGUAAGCAUCAACAUAUAUGAGUGGGAGGUGGUGGAGGCGAAGAUGGCCAGGAUGACGCACCACUACAGCUGCUGUAACGAGCCUUACGUCGCCAUGAAGGUCUCCUUACUGCUGCGUCGCUCAGCUCCUGCCUAUGCCUGGAGCGUCAAGACUCCCGCCCUCUGUAUGUGUAUCCUGACGGUGGUGUUGUUCCUACUGCCGCCGGGAGCUGGGGAGAAGUUGGUCUUCGGUGGAUUGUGUCUCAUUCUGGACUUGCUCUUCAUCGCCUACACGUCCAACAUCGUCUCUCACGCCCCCACUCACACCCCACUCAUAAUUCAGCUGGCGAGUCAACAGCUGGUGUUGGUGGUGGUGAGUGUGUUGUUGGCGGCGUUGGUGCUGAGGCUGGCUAAGGACCCGCACCCCUACCCCCUUCCAUCGAUAUUCAAGUCACCCGCUAUCACUCUGUCCUAUUUCCUCUGCCUCUCCAACUACACCAAACUCGUGGCCAGUACCCAGCAGGAGUACGCCUUCGCAGCCAAGACUGAGGAGGUAGAGCUGGGGGAGGACUGUAGCGACGAUGACAGUAUCAGACGUGUCAACCCCCGCGGCCUCUACAACCAUCAGUGGCUCCUCCUGGCGGCUAUCUUCGACCGCCUCGCCCUCCUCCUCUACCUCGCCAUCUGCGUCAUCACCCUCAUCCGCUUCUCCAGUGUCCUCUAGUGCCAUUUUCUGUAUUAGUCAACCACCUAAAGAGCCAGUCAACCACGUAAAGUGUCAGUCAUAUAUACAUAUUAUUUCCCGUCUACACACUUUAACAGACUCUCAUUUGAACAGAUUUUAUAUUUUUUUUUAAUUUGAUUUGACUCGUUGCUGUCUUGUUAAGAAUAUAUUUGUGUUUACUUGUCACUGUACAUCUCUUUGUCUGUGUGUUUAUUUGUCUGUGUUUAUUGUGUUUAUGUUUAUGAAUUUAUGUUUUGUUAGAGUAAUAUUGAAUGUUUUUGAGUUUUAGUAAAAUAUAUUGACGUGAUGAUGACUUGCAGAUUACACGACUACCAAUGUGAAGAUAUUUCCUCAUUUAUAAACAUUACUGCUAUAGGAUUGAGGAUUAUGCUCUUAUAGGAUUAAUGAUAUAUAACGUAGGAUUAGCAUAGAUAAAGGUAGGAUAUAUAUAUAUAGGAAAUACUUCACGAAAGAUAUAUGGUAAAAACCUCAACGCCAACCCACCUUACCCACCCACCUGCCCACCCACCCAAUCUAUGGCCGUAGAUUGGGUGUGACCAAUGACAGUAGACUUUUAAUAUGACGUCAUAGGCUGUGUCCUGUGAUUGGUUGAAAAGUUAAGCUAGUCAGAAGUUAUUUUCUAUAUUGUGGUAGUUAGUCUCAGCGUGUGUGUGUGUGUGUGUGUGUGUGUGUGUGUGUGUGUGUGUGUGUUGCCAUGUACAGCAGAUGUGUGUGGGUAGAUAUGGGUGGAUGUGAGUGAGUGUGAAUGUGGGUGUGGGUAGGUGUGGGUGUGUCUACCAGAGAGGGGGUUUAGUGUGUUCUUGUACAUUUGUCACUUGUGAAAUAAAACAAAUAAAAGUUAUAAGAGGUAAA
Homarus americanus (American lobster) is the source of this 2657-nucleotide messenger RNA. RefSeq names its product neuronal acetylcholine receptor subunit alpha-6-like. Gene Ontology annotation, biological process: nervous system process; regulation of membrane potential; signal transduction. The transcript is spliced from 10 exons. The record is from RefSeq and is a predicted model, not a curated record. Gene Ontology annotation, cellular component: neuron projection; membrane; synapse. Gene Ontology annotation, molecular function: transmembrane signaling receptor activity; neurotransmitter receptor activity; extracellular ligand-gated monoatomic ion channel activity. Bases 489 to 1784 code for a protein of 431 amino acids. NCBI's taxonomy places the organism in Eukaryota, Metazoa, Arthropoda, Malacostraca, Decapoda, Nephropidae.